Molecule: messenger RNA, 2212 nt
Organism: Lynx canadensis (Canada lynx)
Lineage: Eukaryota; Metazoa; Chordata; Mammalia; Carnivora; Felidae
Gene: LUM
Product: lumican
Exons: 3
Coding region: 527-1546 (339 amino acids)
Molecular function (GO): protein binding
Source: RefSeq, a predicted model, not a curated record
UUUGCAUUUUCCUGGAAUUAUUUGUUGUGUUUAUGAUUUAUGAGACCUUUAGAUGAACCUGAGAGUUGGUUGAGAGAACAGCACCUAAUCGUUCCCACAGCUCCAGAGAGAAAGAGCUUUGCAAGAGAAGUGCUCCUACAGGAGAUGUCUUUUUUGCAGCAGGACUCAAUUCUUGGUUCAAAGCUAUGGUAUUUGGGCUAGUUAAGCACGAAUCUCUCUCCCAUUCCAUAGGGAAUGAGCUGGGCAGUCCCUGCUCCCCACGUCCACCUGCACUUCGUUAGAGAGCGGAAUGCUCACAUGCCACCACCCCACAAGAUCCCCACAAUGACAUAACUCCAUGCAGAGACUGGCGUGACUGGGCUGGGUUUCCCCCCCUUCAGCUCUUGUAUCACUAAGAAUCUGGCAGCCAGUUCCGUCCUGACAGAGUUCACAGCAUAUAUUGGUGGAUUCUUGUCCAUAGUGCAUCUGCUUUAAGAAUUAACGAAAGCAGUAUCAAGACAGUAAGGAGUCAAAGCAUUUGCCAAACAUGAAUCUAGGUGUGUUUAUUCUCCUCUUGGCAUUAACUGGUGGUGCCAGCGGUUAUUACUAUGACGAUUAUGAUUUCCCUCUAUCGAUUUAUGGGCGAUCAUCACCAAACUGUGCACCAGAAUGUAACUGCCCUGAAAGCUAUCCAACAGCCAUGUACUGCGAUGAGCUGAAAUUGAAAAGUGUGCCGAUGGUGCCUCCUGGAAUCAAGUAUCUCUACCUUAGGAAUAACCAGAUCGACCACAUUGAUGAAAAGGCCUUUGAAAACGUCACUGAUCUGCAGUGGCUCAUUCUAGAUCAUAACCUUCUAGAAAAUUCCAAGAUAAAAGGAAAAAUUUUCUCUAAACUGAAACAACUUAAGAAGCUGCAUAUAAAUUACAACAACCUUACGGAGUCUGUGGGCCCACUCCCCAAGUCCCUGGUGGAUCUCCAGCUUACACACAACAAGAUAACGAAGCUUGGCUCCUUCGAUGGACUGGUAAACCUGACCUUCGUCCACCUCCAACACAAUCAACUGAAAGAGGAUGCUGUUUCAGCUGCUUUUAAAGGUCUUAAGUCCCUCGAGUACCUUGACUUGAGCUUCAACCAGAUGGCCAAACUGCCCUCUGGUCUCCCAGCAUCUCUUCUAACUCUCUACUUGGACAACAAUAAGAUCAGCAACAUCCCUGAUGAGUAUUUCAAGCGUUUUAGUGGGCUGCAGUAUCUACGUUUAUCUCACAAUGAACUGGCUGAUAGUGGAGUACCUGGAAAUUCUUUUAAUGUAUCAUCCCUGCUUGAGCUGGAUCUCUCCUAUAAUAAGCUUAAAAACAUACCGACUGUCAACGAGAACCUUGAAAACUAUUACCUGGAGGUCAAUGAACUCGAAAAGUUCGAAGUAAAGAGCUUCUGUAAGAUCCUGGGACCAUUAUCCUACUCCAAGAUCAAGCACUUGCGUUUGGAUGGCAACCGUCUCACGCACACCAGUCUGCCCCCCGAUAUGUAUGAAUGUCUACGUGUAGCAAAUGAAAUCACCGUUAAUUAAUAUCUACGAAUUCCAAUUCUAUUGAGGUGGAUCCCGGAGCAACAUUUUAUGGUUACGUUUGUGUGUGUCAGUUUUGAUAGUAUUCAUUUUUGUCGCUGUUUUUACUUCCAUGAAUUUUAAAUUCUGAAGGAAAUGUUUUGUAAACAUUUUACUCCUUUUUUUUUUUUUACAAGAAAAGAUGAAAGGCAGGCCUAUUUCAUCACGAGCACAGACACAGACACACACAUAGACAACAAACUUAUGCUUUAUUUGUAAAUUUAGUAUUUUCUACAUCUCUACUGUCAAAUGAUGUGCAGAAUCUUCUACUGGUUACAUGGAAGUCAGCCCAGCAUUAUAAUUCCUAAAUCAACUCAAUGUGCCAAAAAGCAUGGGCUACCCACGUAUGGAUGUUUGGUGUCUUGAACCAAAUUUCAAUGUUCAGAUUGGUUUAGCUGAAAAAUAGGUGGUAAAUUUUGAGGCCGAUGAUUUUGCAAAAUACUAGACCAAAUCCUUGAAGCCCCAUACACAUAAAGUGAUAUUUUUGGUGUUAAGGAUUUAUAUGGUUACCUAAUGAAACUUUUCUUUUCUAGAAUUAUUUUUUACUCUAAGUCAUGUGUAUGUUUCUUUUUAAUCAUUUGCAUGUUAUGUUUAACAAGCUAAUAGCAAAAUAAAACACGGCAAAUGGCA